AUGGUGCUAUCGUCUGUCGCUAAAAAAUGGAAGGAUUUCAAGUUUACCUUAACGAGGCAGUUUAUCCUUCCAUUUACAAAUGACAAGGAGAAGUUAAAAGAACCCCUUCAACUAUAUAACUUCAUAGGGAAAUCACAAUGGGAUGCCUUUGUAGCUUCAAGGUUAUCCCCAGAAUUUGAGGCUGUGCAUUCUGAGCAGUCACAGAGAAGAGAAAAAUGCUAG
Molecule: messenger RNA, 222 nt
Organism: Prunus armeniaca (apricot)
Lineage: Eukaryota; Viridiplantae; Streptophyta; Magnoliopsida; Rosales; Rosaceae
Source: the annotation of a GenBank genome assembly